Molecule: messenger RNA, 1473 nt
Organism: Phymastichus coffea
Lineage: Eukaryota; Metazoa; Arthropoda; Insecta; Hymenoptera; Eulophidae
Product: tigger transposable element-derived protein 1-like
Exons: 3
Coding region: 1-1473 (490 amino acids)
Cellular component (GO): nucleus
Molecular function (GO): DNA binding
Source: RefSeq, a predicted model, not a curated record
AUGGCACCACCACGCACUCUAAUGAAAACUCCAAGAAAAACGCCUUUAAAGAAAAAUCGAAAAGUAAUGAGUUUGGCAGAUAAAUUAAAAAUUUUAAAUUCACUUCGAGACGGAGAUAAAGUUGCUGCAAUUGCUAGACGUUUCGAAGUAAAUGAAUCAACCAUUCGCACGAUUCGGGAUAGCGAAGCGAAAAUUCGUGAAAGUGCACAAAUUUUGGGCCAGCAUGCUCAGGCAGCAAAAGUUGUUCAUCAUAAUUUCAUUGAAAAAGCAGAAGAGAUGCUUAUGAUUUGGAUUCAAGAUCUUAUACACAAAAAAAUUCCUCUUAGUACAGCGGCAAUUAGAGAUCAAGCUAUCGUUUUUCACACUCACCUGUGUGAAAAAUACAAUAAAACUGAGAAGUUCAACGCGAGUAAAGGAUGGUUUGAAAGGUUUAAAGCCAGAUUCAUGCUGCAUAAUGUCAAAUUCUCAGGUGAAAGUUCUAAUGCGGAUCAUGAAGCUGCUCGUGUAUUCCCAGCACAAGUUCGAGAAGUUAUUGCUGAAAAACAUUUUGUUCUCGAUCAAAUUUUUAAUUGUGAUGAGACUGGACUUUUUUGGAAAAGAAUGCCAUCUCGAACAUGGUUAACGAAAGAAGAAUUGAGAGCGCCAGAAGUGAAAGAAUUCUUAGCCAAAAAAAAUCUCGCUUUCAAAGUUUUGUUACUGCUUGAUAAUUGCAAGAGCCAUGAUGGAUGUUUGCAAACAGCUCAUCCUGAUGUCGAAGUGAUGUUCCUUCCUCCCAACACAACGUCAUUGAUUCAACCGCUAGAUCAGACUGUCAUAGCAACUUUCAAGUCUUAUUAUUUAAGACGUGUUAUAAAAUCAUUAGUCCAAAAAGUCAAUCUUCACCGGACUUGCGACAAUUUUGUUCCCGACAAUGUUGUCAGACAAUAUUGGAAAAUGUUUUCAAUCAUGGAUGCAAUCAACUUCGUUGAAGAGGCCUGGACUGAAGUUAAAUUGACCACUGUAAACCAAAGCUGGAAAAAGCUGUUACCGGAAGUAGUUGCAGCAAGUGACGCCGAGCAGCAAUCAAAUUAUCAAGACACGGUGCGAGAGGUCAUAGCCUUGGCUCGAGAAGUCGAAGGUGAAGGGUUCCAAGACCUUGAGGAAUCGGAGGUUCUAGAUCUUGUGGAAGAAAGAACUGACUUGACACCUGAAGAAAUCGAAGUACUUUCGAACAAUCCGCCUGAAGAAGAAACUGAAGAAGGCCUUACACGAACGACGUCCGAAACCAUUUUCGAUGCUAAAGCUGUUGUGGAAAUUAUCAAUCUUAUUAACAUGGCAUCCGAACAAGCUGUGCAAAAAGAUCCGAUAAUGGUUAGAAGUUUAAAUUUCAAACGACAAUGCGAUUUAGCUAUAUUGAUUUACGAUGAAUUAUAUAGAGACAUUUUGAGAAGAGCUAAGCAAGCAAAAUUGACUUAUUAUUUUCAAAAUAAAUAG